GAAGUGCUUCAUCACCCAAACUUGAGCAGAAAAAAAAAAGAGAGAAGUAAAAUACUAAAGAAUUAAAUGCAAAAACAAAAAUGAUUUUUUAAUAAAAUUUUGAAAUUGAAAAAAUAUUGAAAAUCGCUAGGGUUUGACGCAAAAAAUUUGUGAAUCGCGGAAAACCCAACCAAAGAGAGUGAGUUGAGUCGCCGAUUCCCGUCAACUUCGCGUCUCUAGGAUCCAUCGGUCUGUAGCCCCCACUCCGGAACUCCCGCGUUUUUUUUUGGUUUAUUGAGAGAGAAAGUUGCUAAGAGAGUUUUGAGCUUGGGGGUUUUUGAACGUUGGGAUCCGAGGGCCCAGAUAGGGUUUCAGUUGGAGUUUUUUUGGAGGGAUUUGAGUUUUCUUGGGUUUUGAGCUUUUUGGGGGUUUUCUUUUUUCGAAUAGAUGGUUUCUUUUUGGGGGGUGAUUUGAGUUUGUUGGAUGUGUGUGAAUUUGGGUUGAGUUGCAUGCAAUCUGGUGGCGGAGGUGGAGGCGGGCCCAGCCGGAACCCGGGAGUGGGCCCCGCGGGUCGGGCUGGAUCGACAUCGUCAGCUGCUUCCCCGUCUUCGUCGUCCUCGGCCGUGUCUACGCCACACUUGGGUUUCGAUUCUGUGCAGCAUCAACAUCAACAUCAGCAACAGCAGCAGCAACAGCAACAGCAGCAGCAGCAGCAGCAGCAAUUAGGGUCUAGGCAGUCAUUACAACAGCAACAAUUUUUAAGAAAACCUGAAGGGAAUGAAGCUCUUCUAGCAUAUCAAGCUGCUGGUCUCCAAGGAGUUCUGGGAGGGAGCAAUUUUGUUUCAUCUCCUGGCUCCAGUCAAAUGCCUCAACAAUCUAGGAAGUUCAUUGAUUUGGCUCAACAACAUGGCUCCCAGGAUGGACAGAAUAGGAGUCAAGGUGUUGACCAGCAAGUGUUAAAUCCAGUUCAUCAAGCUUAUCUUCAUUAUGCUUUUCAGGCUGCCCAGCAGAAGUCAGGUUUGGCAAUGCAAUCUCAGCAGCAAGCUAAAAUGGGAUUGUUGGGGCCUCCAUCUGGAAAAGACCAGGACAUGCGAUUGGGAAAUAUGAAAAUGCAGGAACUCAUGUCUAUGCAGGCAGCUAAUCAGGCACAACCAUCAUCGUCUAAGAACUCGACGGAACAUUUUACUCGUGGAGAAAAGCAGAUGGACCAAGCACAGCCACCCUCUGACCAAAGGAGUGAAUCAAAGCCUUCAGCCCAGCAGUCAGGCAUAGGUCAAUUCAUGCCUGGAAAUAUGUUAAGGCCAAUGCUGGCACCACAGGCUCAGCAAAGCACCCAAAACACGCCGAACAACCAGAUUGCAUUGGCUGCUCAGUUGCAAGCAUUUGCACUUGAGCACAACAUUGAUCUUUCACAGCCUGGAAAUGCCAACUUGAUGGCGCAGCUCAUUCCAUUGUUGCAGUCUAGGAUGGCUGCUCAACAAAAGGCAAAUGAAAGCAACUUGGGUGUACAAUCAUCACCUGUUCCAGUGUCAAAGCAGCAGGGUACUUCUCCACCAGUUGUGAGUGAGAGUUCUCCGCAUGCUAAUUCAUCAAGCGAUGUAUCUGGACAGUCUAGCUCUGUAAAAGCAAAGCAGACGGUUGCUCCUAGCCCAUUUGGAUCAGGUUCAAAUACUAGCAUCUUUAACAAUAGUAACAGCAUUCCUGUGAAGCAGUUUGCUGUUCAUGGCAGAGAAAACCAGAUGCCUCCUAGGCAGUCGGUUCCUAUUGGAAAUGGAAUGACUUCUAUCCACCCCACACAGUCAUCUGCAAACACAAGCCAGGGUGUGGAUCACUCUUUCCACGGAAAAAGUCCACUGAACAAUCCAGAAACAUUGCAGAUGCAAUACCAGAAGCAGUUGAGUCGAUCUUCUCCACAGGCUAUAGUUCCUAAUGAUGGGGGCUCUGGCAACCACGUACAGACACAAGGUGGACCGUCUACUCAGAUGCCACAACAACGUCUUGGGUUCACCAAACAGCAGCUUCAUGUUCUUAAAGCUCAAAUACUAGCAUUUAGGCGACUCAAGAAAGGUGAAGGCACACUCCCACAAGAACUUCUUCGGGCUAUUGCUCCACCACCACUUGAUCUGCAGCUACAGCAGCAAUUGCUUCCUGGAGGGGGAAACAUUCAGGAUAAAUCUUCUGGGAAAGUUAUAGAAGAUCACGUGCGGCAUAUGGAGUCCAAUGAAAAAGAUUCACAGGCUGUGGCAUCAAUAAAUGCACAGAACGUUCCAAAAGAGGAAGCUUUUACUGGAGAUGAGAAAGCAACUGUAUCAACAGUUCAUGUGCAAGGAACGCCCACUGCGUUGAAGGAACCUACUCCCAUGGUGUCUUCUGGAAAAGAAGAGCAGCAUUCCACUUUAUCUUCUGUUAAGUUGGACCAUGAAGUUGAACGCAGUAUUCAAAAAGCUCCUGUUAGAAGUGAGUUUCCAGUUGAUAGGGGAAAGUCUGUUGCAUCACAGGUUGCUGUAUCUGAUGCCAUGCAAGUUAAGAAGCCUGCACAAGCAAGCACUGUACCCCAGCCAAAAGAUGUUAGCUCUGCUAGAAAGUAUCACGGACCACUGUUUGAUUUCCCCUUUUUCACUAGGAAACAUGACUCCUUUGGUUCAGGAGUGAUGGUGAACAACAACAAUACUAACAGCAAUAAUAAUAAUAAUCUAACAUUGGCAUAUGAUGUCAAAGAUCUUCUGUUUGAGGAAGGUGUGGAAGUUCUUAACAAGAAGAGAACAGAAAAUAUUAAGAAGAUUGGUGGUCUAUUGGCGGUAAAUUUGGAGAGGAAAAGGAUUAGGCCUGAUCUUGUCUUGCGGUUGCAAAUUGAAGAAAAAAAGCUUCGACUUUUAGAUUUACAGGCACGCUUAAGAGAUGAAAUUGAUCAACAACAGCAGGAGAUAAUGGCAAUGCCUGACAGGCCUUAUAGGAAGUUUGUUCGGCUUUGUGAGCGUCAGCGGAUGGAGCUAGCUAGGCAAGUGCAGGCCUCUCAGAAAGCCAUGAGGGAGAAGCAACUGAAAUCUAUUUUCCAGUGGCGUAAGAAGCUACUUGAAGCUCACUGGGGCAUUCGUGAUGCACGGACUGCACGCAACAGGGGAGUUGCCAAAUAUCAUGAGAGAAUGUUGAGGGAGUUUUCAAAAAGAAAGGAUGAUGAUAGGAGUAAAAGGAUGGAAGCAUUGAAGAAUAAUGAUGUUGAAAGGUACAGGGAAAUUUUGCUAGAACAGCAGACUAGUAUCCCAGGGGAUGCAGCGGAGAGAUAUGCGGUUCUAUCAUCAUUUUUGAGUCAGACUGAGGAAUAUCUUCAUAAGCUUGGAAGUAAAAUAACAGCUGCCAAGAAUCAACAGGAAGUGGAAGAGGCAGCAAAUGCUGCUGCAGCUUCUGCACGGGUGCAGGGUCUCUCUGAGGAAGAAGUUAGGGCGGCAGCAGCUUGUGCUGGAGAGGAAGUACUGAUUAGAAAUCGAUUUAUAGAAAUGAAUGCACCUAGAGAUAGUUCAUCUGUUAACAAGUAUUAUAGUCUUGCACAUGCUGUGAAUGAAAGGGUCAUAAGGCAACCCUCAAUGUUACGGACUGGAAACUUAAGAGACUAUCAACUUGUUGGGUUGCAAUGGAUGCUUUCUCUGUAUAACAACAAGUUAAAUGGAAUAUUGGCAGAUGAAAUGGGUCUUGGGAAAACUGUGCAGGUGAUGGCAUUGAUUGCAUAUUUAAUGGAGUUCAAAGGGAACUAUGGGCCGCAUCUCAUAAUUGUUCCAAAUGCUGUUUUGGUAAAUUGGAAGAGUGAGUUGCAUACUUGGCUUCCAUCUGUGUCAUGCAUAUAUUAUGUUGGUGGGAAGGAUCAACGAUCAAAAUUAUUUUCUCAAGAGGUUUGUGCCUUGAAGUUUAAUGUCCUUGUGACAACUUAUGAGUUCAUCAUGUAUGAUCGCUCCAAACUUUCAAAAAUUGAUUGGAAGUAUAUAAUAAUUGAUGAAGCACAAAGGAUGAAAGACAGGGAGUCGGUUCUAGCUCGUGACCUUGACAGGUAUCGUUGCCAAAGGCGCUUGCUUUUGACAGGAACACCAUUACAGAAUGAUUUGAAGGAACUCUGGUCACUAUUAAAUUUGCUUCUUCCAGAAGUAUUUGAUAAUCGGAAAGCAUUUCAUGACUGGUUUUCGAAACCCUUUCAAAAGGAAGCUCCUACACCAAAUGCAGAAGAUGACUGGCUUGAGACUGAAAAGAAAGUUAUCAUCAUCCACCGACUUCAUCAAAUUUUAGAGCCUUUUAUGCUUAGGCGUCGUGUUGAAGAUGUGGAAGGUGCACUUCCACCUAAGAUCUCCAUAGUUUUAAGGUGUAGAAUGUCAGCUAUUCAAAGUGCUGUAUAUGACUGGAUCAAAUCAACAGGCACUAUUCGAGUAGAUCCUGAAGAAGAGAAGCUCAGGGUUCAAAAGAAUCCACUUUAUCAGCCCAAAGUGUACAAAACCUUAAAUAACAGAUGCAUGGAACUGCGAAAAACUUGCAAUCAUCCUUUGCUUAAUUAUCCAUAUUUCAAUGAUUUUUCCAAGGAUUUCCUUAUAAGAUCCUGUGGGAAAUUAUGGAUCCUGGAUAGGAUCCUUAUUAAACUUCAGAGAACAGGGCAUCGAGUACUUCUUUUUAGUACCAUGACAAAACUCCUUGAUAUUUUGGAGGAAUACUUGCAGUGGCGUCGACUUGUCUACAGAAGAAUUGAUGGAACAACCAGUUUAGAAGAUCGUGAGUCAGCUAUAGUGGAUUUCAACAGCCCUGAUUCGGACUGCUUCAUCUUCUUGCUUAGUAUUCGUGCAGCUGGUCGGGGUCUUAAUCUCCAGUCUGCUGAUACGGUUGUCAUAUAUGAUCCUGAUCCAAACCCUAAAAAUGAAGAACAGGCAGUUGCUAGAGCCCACCGCAUUGGACAGAAGAGAGAAGUCAAGGUCAUUUAUAUGGAAGCAGUUGUUGACAAAAUCUCUAGCCAUCAGAAGGAGGAUGAACUAAGAAGUGGAGGUACUGUUGAUUCAGAGGAUGACCUUGCUGGUAAGGAUCGGUAUAUCGGAUCAAUUGAGAGCCUCAUAAGAAACAACAUUCAACAAUACAAGAUUGACAUGGCUGAUGAGGUUAUCAAUGCUGGGCGUUUUGACCAAAGAACCACACAUGAAGAGCGACGUAUGACUCUGGAAACCUUACUGCAUGAUGAAGAGAGGUACCAAGAAACUCUUCAUGACGUUCCCUCUUUGCAGGAGGUAAAUCGCAUGAUUGCUAGAAGCGAAGAAGAAGUUGAAUUGUUUGAUCAAAUGGAUGAAGAACUGGACUGGAUUGAGGAGAUGACUAAGUACAACCAGGUUCCCAAAUGGCUUCGAACCGGUACAAGAGAAGUAAAUGCUGUGAUUGCUAGUUUAUCAAAAAGACCAUCUAAGAACACUUUGUUGGGUGGUAAUAUUGGCUUGGAGACCAGUGAAAUGGGUUCUGAUUCAUCUCCAAAAACUGAAAGAAAGAGGGGGCGGCCCAAGGGGAAAAAGCAUCCCAGCUAUAAGGAGUUAGAUGAUGACAAUGGUGAAUACUCAGAAGCAAGUUCUGAUGAGAGAAAUGAAUAUUCUUUGCAUGAAGAAGAGGGAGAAGUUGGAGAAUUAGAGGAUGAUGAAUAUAGUGGUGCUGUUGAGGCAACACCAAUUAUUAAGGAACAAGUGGAAGAAGAUGGCCCUGAAUGUGAUGUUGGCUACGAUUAUCCCCAGGCUUCAGAAAGAGUUAGAAAUAACCACAUGCUAGAAGAAGCUGGUUCCUCAGGAUCAUCCUCAGACAGUCGGAGGUUGAUGCAGACAGUGUCUCCUGUUUCUUCCCAGAAAUUUGGUUCCCUGUCUGCCAUAGAUGGUAGGCCAGGAUCUGUUUCAAAGAGGCUGCCUGAUGAUGUAGAGGAAGGUGAGAUUGUCGUAUCUGGGGAUUCUCAUAUGGACCACCAACAAUCUGGAAGUUGGAAUCAUGACCGUGAUGAAGGUGAAGACGAACAGGUUUUGCAACCUAAGAUCAAGAGGAAGCGUAGUCUUAGGGUUCGCCCUCGUCAUACCAUGGAAAGGCCAGAGGAGAAAUCUGGUAGUGAGACGCCAUCUCUCCAACGUGGAGAUUCAUCUCUGUUGCCCUUCCAAGCAGACCAUAAAUCUCAAACACAGUCAAGGGCUGAUUCUGAAAUCAAAACGUAUGGAGAUCCCCAUGCUUUAAAACAUGACCAAAGUGAUUCAUCCUCAAAAACUAGGCGAAGUUUGCCUGCAAGGAGAGUUGGUAACGCGUCAAAAUUGCAUGCUUCACCUAAAUCUGGCAGAUCAAAUAGCGUGCCUGAUCCUGCAGAAGAUGCUGCUGAACACCACAGAGAAAAUUGGGAUGGAAAAGUCGGGAGUACGAGUGGAACUCCAGUUUAUGGCACAAAAAUGCCUGACAUCAUCCAGAGAAGGUGCAAGAAUGUAAUUAGCAAGCUCCAAAGGAGAAUAGAUAAGGAAGGUCCUCAAAUAGUACCUUUACUAACAGAUUUGUGGAAGCGCAUUGAAAAUGCUGGUUACACAAGUGGAUCAGGAAAUAAUAUCUUGGAUUUACGAAAGAUUGAUCAGCGGAUAGAGAGGUUGGAGUAUAAUGGAGUGAUGGAGCUUGUGUUUGACGUGCAGUCUAUGUUGAAAAGUGCAAUGCAAUUUUAUGGUUUUUCCCAUGAGGUAAGAACUGAAGCCAGGAAAGUACAUGAUCUUUUCUUUGAUAUCUUGAAAAUAGCAUUUGCAGACACUGAUUUUCGAGAAGCCAGAAGCGCACUCUCUUUUACUAGCCCAGUUUUGACCACUAAUGCUCCAUCCCCAAGACCGGUGACUGUUGGCCAAAGCAAGAGACACAAACAUAUAAAUGAGGUGGAGCCUGACCCGGGUCCUCAACAGAAGCCACAACAACGUACUCCUAUUUUCAGUAGCGAAGACACGAGGAUGAGAAGCCAUAUGCCCCACAAGGAAUCAAGACUUGGGAGUGGAAGUGGUAAUAGUCGGGAGCACUAUCAGCAGGAUGAUUCUCCACAGCUUGCUCAUCCAGGGGAUCUGGUUAUCUGCAAGAAGAAGAGAAAAGACAGGGAAAAGUCCGUGGUAAAGCCUAGGACUGGAUCAGCUGGCCCUGUUUCACCCCCGAGUAUGGGUCGCGGUAUUAAAAGUCCAGGUUCAAAUUCGGUUCCAAAGGAGAGAUUGACUCAACAAACCUCACAAGGGUGGACCAACCAGCCUCCUCAGCCUUCGAAUAAGGCUGCAGGGUCAGUUGGUUGGGCAAAUCCCGUAAAGAGGUUACGGACAGACUCUGGAAAGAGAAGGCCAAGCCAUUUAUGACUUUGCUAAAGGAUUGAUUAAUGAUGUACUGGAAGAAGUUGUCACUUCCCUUUUGUUCAUAAUUUUAGUGGCAUAAGGGCACAAAUAGCCAUACUGUUCAUACAGUGUAGGUCUUCGUUUACAAACAUCUUUUUCUAUGAAAAGUCAGUAGCUUAUAUCCGUGCCUCGCAGGUCGUACCCCUCCCUCUGCUAGACAAGACCUUUGUAAAGUAAUACAUUCCCUUCAUACUUACUGAUCUUGAAGAUUAAGUGCUACAAAUUUCAAUUCAAUCUGUCACCUGCUUGGCAGUUACUGUA
Molecule: messenger RNA, 7622 nt
Organism: Prunus dulcis (almond)
Lineage: Eukaryota; Viridiplantae; Streptophyta; Magnoliopsida; Rosales; Rosaceae
Product: ATP-dependent helicase BRM
Exons: 14
Coding region: 489-7325 (2278 amino acids)
Biological process (GO): positive regulation of transcription by RNA polymerase II
Cellular component (GO): nucleus
Molecular function (GO): ATP-dependent chromatin remodeler activity; DNA binding; protein binding
Source: RefSeq, a predicted model, not a curated record